This is a messenger RNA of Cutaneotrichosporon cavernicola, 1050 nucleotides long. RefSeq lists its product as uncharacterized. The record is from RefSeq and is a predicted model, not a curated record. Gene Ontology annotation, molecular function: folic acid transmembrane transporter activity; FAD transmembrane transporter activity. Gene Ontology annotation, biological process: nucleotide transport; folate import into mitochondrion. The coding region runs from base 1 to 1050 and encodes 349 amino acids. Lineage: Eukaryota; Fungi; Basidiomycota; Tremellomycetes; Trichosporonales; Trichosporonaceae. The transcript has 5 exons. Gene Ontology annotation, cellular component: mitochondrion.
AUGUCCACCCCAAAUUCCUCAACGCCCCAGACGACGAGCGAGACCGUCCCCGAGACUGUUCCAGAACGACCACACCUCCAACCCUCGGCCCAGCCAUCGUUAUUUGGCGAUGCGUCUGUUGACCAUGCUGUCGCAGGCUUCGGCGCGGGCACAGUCGCGACCCUCGUAAUGCACCCACUCGACCUCGUCAAAGUCCGUUUCCAACUGGCUGAUGCCAACGCGCCAAAACACCGUCUCGGGAGAGGCGUGUAUGAUGCCCUCGCGGAUGCGGUGCGCGCAGACGGGUGGAGAGGGCUGUAUCGCGGCCUCAUACCGAAUCUCGUGGGCGGAGCGAGUUCGUGGGGGUUGUACUUUCUGUUCUACAACAUGAUCAAGCAGCAGAUGCAGGGCGGUGACCCGACAUAUCGCACUACUGGAGGCCAGCACCUCCUGGCAGCAGCCGAGGCCAGCGCCAUCACAGCAAUGCUCACCAACCCGAUCUGGGUAGCCAAGACGCGUAUCUUUGCAACCCCAUCGCACGACCCGCACGCAUACUCGGGAUUACUUAACACGCUCGGCAGAAUCUACAAGACAGAAGGCUGGCGGGGGCUGUAUCGCGGCUCGCUCCUCGCUCUCGUCGGUGUAUCAAACGGUUCCAUCCAGUUUGCAACGUACGAGGACCUGAAGCGGCGACGGAUUGACGCUAAACAUCGUCGAUUCGUCAAGGCCGGCCGGAAAUGGUCCAUCGAGGACGAGAAACUCUCGAAUACGGAAUACAUCCUUGCAUCGGGAGCGUCCAAGUUUGUCGCUAUUGCAUUGACGUAUCCGUACCAGGUGGUACGGGCGCGGAUCCAGAACGGGCCCCCGGGUCUCACGAUCCCCGACGUUGUUAAGCAGACAUGGCGGGGCGAGCGCUUGCCUGGUUUCUACAAGGGAUUGGCGACCAACGCACUCCGCAUCCUGCCCGGCACGUGCACGACAUUCGUGGUGUACGAGAACCUGGUGUGGUUGUUCCGCAAGGUCGCGGCUAGGAGGGACCGGAGGGAGGCAUCUCGCGAGGUGCUGGCGUAG